CACCCCGCUAAAGACUCAUGCGCAGUAGUAUUCCAAGUAGGAGUGAAGCCUUCACACGUGUACUGUACGGUACAGUACGUGCAUACGCAUAUACACUGACCAUGCCUAAUUCCGGGCCACGGUGGUUGCGCUCCCCGAUUACUCCACUUCAUUCUUUGUAUUGGUAGGCCCAUCCAUUGAGUUUUUAUUGGAUUUCUUUUUUUUAUCAUUUUCGCCACAGCCUUAUCAUGCUCGAGCGCUCCCAGUAUAUAUCUGUGUUUCGCACACAUCCACACCAACACAUAACCUGAUCAAACCUUCCCGGAAAACAUCCAAUUACCCUUGCUGUCAUUCCCUUCUCGUAUCCCUAUCCUGAAGAGGCCAAUAACAUCUUCCCGACACUAUGGAAGGCGUACAAAGCAGAGCCGCCGACCUAGGCUCUAGAACCGCGACCGACAAUGACACACACGUGCAAUGGCUCGUUGCGGAGCGGAGCGAAAUGUUACAAUCCGGAUUUGUGGGUAUGGAGAACGUCGAGUUUUUGACAAUGUGGAGUGGAUCCGGUGUGUUACCUUUUUUCCUCAACCCCCCUCCCCCACCUCUCCUGACAACCACCCAGUGGCUCAAGCCUUCGACGAGCCGGAUAAGAUCCGCCGGCGCGUGCUGGACGUCUGCCUCCGUCCAUUGGGAAUCAAGUUACCAACAGUGGUUGUAAUGUCCGGCUGGUCUCACACGGGGGAGGACAUGCUCGAGGAUAUGCGCGACUACAUGACUCGUGGGCAAGGGACUGUCAAGAAGGUGCUUAUACUCAAGUGGUCUCUGGAUACUGUGGCGGCGGUGGUGAGUUGUGAGUUGGAAGUUUACGAGCAUGUGGGGGAUCAGCCGGAUGGGAUAAAGUUUGCCAUGAGGCAGAAGGAGGUAUGGUUUCUUCCAUUUCUCCACCACCGCCAUACAUUACAUGGUGGCCGAUGACUGGUAAUAAUGAGGAUAUAUAGGGGAUCCUUCCAGGGCCCCCUUCCACGAGAGGUGUGGAGAUAGAGUUGGGAGAUGUAUGUUCAUCUAAAUUACCUCCCGGGGUAGAUGCGAAAAAGGUGUAUUCUAUGUCUUUCCGGCGCUUAAAGGGUAUUGCGCGGAGAUUUAUUGAUGAGGACGGGUUUCGCCCGGAGGGCAAGGAGGAUGUGGGCGGGGACUCAGAUGAAGUAGACUCGGAUGACUCGGACGAAGCAGUGGACUCAAACAAUUCCCUGGCUUCUGGAGUCUGCAGGUGUACAAUGGUGGGGGUUAAUAUUACCAGCGGGAGAAGUAACAAUCAAGAGUGCUCCAAUGAGAAUUGCAAUGCCAAAAGAUUGUCCAUUGUCAUUGUAUGGCUCUCCGGUCCUCCCCACCUCCUCCCUUCCGUGCUUGCCUGACUGACCAACCAUAACCCACAAUGGUAGAGACUCACCCUACCCGAAGACUUCCUCAACCAUGCCCAAAGCAUUAUAAUAAGGAAGAAGCUAGGCGCAUUUUUCAAGUCCGCGCGACGCUUCUUGAAGAAACUCGCUCGCCGAUGCGCCGAAACCGGACGACGGGUCUGCGACGACCUGGGGGUAGCUGAUGACCAACUCCCUGACCUGGUCAAAAUUGCGCUCUACGACACCGUCAUUCUAUGCGGUACACUCCUUUACAUCCACCCACACACUCCCCUGCCGGGGCCACAGCUGCUGACGAUUAGAAUAGAUGAUUCGGGUUCCAUGAGGGCCGACGGCCGAUACGACAUGAUGCGUAAAACUGUCUUGAAAAUUUCAGAUGUGUGCACCGGCUUCCGGGACGAGGGCAUCUCCGUCAAGUUCCUAAACUUUAAGGGGGACGGGGGCUACAACGAGAUCAACGACAGAAAGAGACUAGACCAGGUUAUCAGCGAUGUCAAACCUAAGGGCGGGACGAGACUGGGAACCGUGCUUCGGGAUAAGAUUGUAGAGCCGCUGAUUAUUCAGAAGGCGAAGGAGAAGUCGUUGAAGAGGCCCGUAUUCGUCACUAUCAUCACCGAUGGAGAGGUUCGUUCUCCGGCAUCCCGUUGGUUUAAUGGAGAGGUGGUAGUUGACAAAGUGGGGGGGCACAGCCAUCAAAUGAAGACCGAGGUCAACUCGGACAGACCAUACGCGAUUGCAAGAGGGAACUCGAUGUGUUAGAAGGGCCGGGCGAGGGGCUAUAUGGAGGGUCAGGUUUGUUUCUCUCUCGAACAUCCAAUCCACAACCUCAGACUAACAAACCCCCCACUCCCCUCCCCCACUCUAGCGGCGGCCUUUCAAAUAAGUCUCGUCGGCAAUAGUAGUAAUGCGAGAAGCUACGUUAAAGAACUUGAAGAGGACCCUCAGAUUGGGCCCCUGGUUUACUGCACAAAGGGUAUGAUAUUCAUUCUUUGAGUACUAACUCUAAUUCCUAACAACGCGAUUAAUUUGCAGAACGCCUCGACGUCGUUAGAAGUAAGAUGACUGAUCCACAGUAUACUAGUUGGGUGAGUAAUUUAUACUGGCGUCCUCCGCGAGCACCCUCCCAGUUUCCUCCCUUCUCCCAGGAUGUGUUUCUGACGAAGAGUAUAGUUAAUUCAGUUGCUGGCGGGGGGGAUAGAUCAUGAGUAAUGUUUAGCGUGGGCCGUAUGAUAGUUUAUCUCUGUUCUCUCCCUAUGCCAGCCUAGUAGUGGUGGUGGUAUUCUGGGGCCAUCCGAUCAGGUUCGGCCCUGGGCACGAUACUUGGUAGAUUUCACGACAAUACUACCCUAUCGUACUUUUAGACAAAAAGAAGAAAAGAAGUGCAAAAAAAAAAGCCCCGAGACCGUGUCUUUGCAGAAACGUAGCAUACGAGUGGAGGAGCCCGGCGCAGCCCCAAACUGACAACUCAACGCUACCCACCCAAUUAAGAAAAUCCUAUGAUACUGUAACAAUUGUUCAACCCCCUUUCACCACCUCUAAAAGUAACAAGAUUCCGCACCAUCCGUGUACCCGCAUGGCAUUGCGUGGCAUGACUAGAAGAGUACCGUACAGUACGGUACUCGGAUGUCCAAUUUAGCCAAACCAACACAAAACAAGUCACAGCACAGGUGAUUCAUGAAGCGAAACGUCCGCACCUGGACACCGCAAUACUUGCACGAUCCCGGAUUACAUUGCCAGCGCGCACAGAGGCAAAACCACUUGUACAAGUGUCAUAUAUACACUCCAGACACGUCCUUCCUUCCUUCCUUCCUUCCUUCCUUCCAAUCCAGCAACACAGGAGUUACGGAACCAGGAACGCGCACCGC
Messenger RNA from Tuber aestivum (summer truffle), 3256 nucleotides. NCBI's taxonomy places the organism in Eukaryota, Fungi, Ascomycota, Pezizomycetes, Pezizales, Tuberaceae. The record is from the annotation of a GenBank genome assembly.